UUGGAAAAGAGAAAAAUGCUAAAGGAGUGGGAAAAUGGCCUCUACUAUCCUCGUCCGCUUGCUCCGUGCCAGUUGCUCGAAGUCACAGAGGAACAAAUGUUGACUCUGGGGAUGCGUGUGGACUACUUUGUCAUGGAACCAGAAGAAUUAACUGCGAGUCUGCACAGUUUCAAGAAAAAGGGCUUUAAAAAAGCCAAAGUCUGUGGGGUUUGCAAGCAAAUUAUUGAUGGUCAAGGGAUUUCAUGCCGAGCCUGCAAGUACUCCUGCCACGGGAAGUGUGAAGCCCAGGAAAACAAGUGGAAAAUGGCAUUUCCAUGUGUGGCCUUGAGAAGCAGCCCUCAAACUGUGCAGCCCACACAAAGAGAACAGGUGGUGAUUCCCUGCUGUGCACAAGUCCACCUGGAGCAGGCUCUGGGAGACGUCUCGCCAUCUGCUUCUCUCUGCUGUGACAAACUGUGCAGGCCUAUAGCACCCGGCGUCACCAUGGAGGACGGCCGCGAGCUGGACCUCACCUAUAUCACCGAGCGCAUCAUCGCGGUGUCUUUUCCUGCCAGCUGCUCUGAGGAGUCCUACCUGCAUAACCUGCAGGAGGUGACACACAUGCUGAGGUCCAAACACGGGGACAACUACCUGGUAUUAAACCUUUCAGAGAAGAGAUAUGACCUUACAAAGCUUAACCCAAAGAUUCUGGACGUGGGAUGGCCAGAGCUGCAUGCACCACCCCUGGACAAGGUGUGCACCAUCUGCAAGGCACAGGAGUCCUGGCUGAACAGUGACCCCCAGCAUGUGGUGGUCAUCCAUUGCAGGGGUGGAAAGGGACGUAUUGGAGUGGUCAUAUCGUCCUACAUGCACUUCACAAACGUCUCGGCCAGUGCCGACCAGGCCCUCGACAGAUUUGCAAUGAAGAAGUUUUAUGAUGAUAAAGUUUCAGAUUUAAUGCAGCCUUCUCAGAAGCGGUACGUGCAGUUUCUCAGUGGGCUCCUGUCGGGGACAGUGAAAAUGAAUGCCUCGCCCCUGUUCCUGCACUUGGUCAUCCUGCAUGGCAUCCCCAACUUCGACACAGGUGGAGCAUGCCGGCCCUUUCUGAAGCUCUACCAAGCCAUGCAGCCGGUGUACACAUCGGGGAUCUACAACAUUGGCUCAGAAAACCAGAGUAGGAUCUACAUCGCCAUAGAGCCGGCACAGCUCCUGAAAGGGGACAUUAUGGUGAAGUGCUACCACAAGAAGUACCGGUCGGCCACCCGCGAUGUCAUUUUUCGCCUGCAGUUUCACACAGGCGCUGUUCAGGGCUAUGGGCUCGUGUUUGGGAAGGAGGAUUUGGACAACGCCAGCAAAGAUGACCGUUUCCCUGAUAAUGGGAAGAUUGAGUUAGUGUUCUCAGCCACCCCCGAGAAGAUUCAAGGUUGUGAACAUUUGUGCAACAACCAUGGGGUGAUCGUAGACUUCAAUACGGCUGACCCGCUGAUCCGCUGGGACUCGUAUGAGAACCUGAGUGCCGAUGGGGAAGUGCUGCACACACAGGGCCCCGUGGACGGCAGCCUCUAUGCCAAGGUGAGGAAAAAGAGCACCUCAGAUCCUGGCGUUUCAGGUGGGCUCCCGGCCUCCCCGGCUGCCUGCAGCCCCGACCACAGCGACCACACCCUGUCUGUCAGCAGCGACUCGGGCCACUCCACUGCCUCCGUCAGGACAGACAGGACCGAGGAGCACCUGGGCCUGGGGCCCAAGAGAGGCCUGAGCCCCCAGGAGAAGGCUGAGUUGGAUCAGCUGCUCAGCGGCUUUGGCCUAGAAGAUUCCACAAGCCCCCUCAGGGAUAUGACCGAUGCUCACAGCAAGUACAGUGGGACACGCCACGUUGUGCCUGCCCAGGUCCACGUGAAUGGAGACGCCACACCAAAAGACCGGGAGACGGACAUCCUGGAUGACGAGAUGCCCAGUCAUGACCUGCACAGCGUGGACAGCAUUGGGACCCUGUCCUCCUCUGAGGGACACCAGUCGGCCCACCUGGUCCCCUUCGCCUGUCACCAGAGCAGCCAGAACUCCCUCCUGUCUGAUGGAUUUGGCAACAAUGUUGGUGAAGAUCCACUGGGCACCCUUGCCCCAGACCUGGGCCUCAGUGUGGACCCCCUGUAUGAGCGGGAGCGGGCUGGUGGGGGCCGAGAGUCUAAGCAGCUGCAGCCCAUUCUCAGAAAGCCAUCCGUGUCUUCCCAGACGCAGGCCUAUGGGCAGAGCAGCUACUCCACGCAGACCUGGGUGCGCCAGCAGCAAAUGGUGGUGGCUCAUCAGUACAGCUUCCCUCCCAACGGGGAGGCCAGGCUUGUCAGCCACAGCCCAGAGGAUAGUUCCCGCCUGGUGCAGGUGCAGCCCAGAGUCCCAGUCACCCCUGCCCGGGGAACCAGCAGCAAAGUCGCUGUCCAGAGGGGUAUAGGCCCCGGGCCGCAUCCCCCCGACCCACAGCGGCCCCCUCCCGGCAAAGUGUUCAAGCCCAGGUUUCCAGAUGGCAAAGUGGUGAAUGGGACUGGCCUGGAGUCAAGUGCAGACCCCUCCCCAGGGUCACCCACGCUGGACAUCGACCAGUCCAUUGAGCAGCUCAACAGGUUGAUCUUGGAGCUGGACCCCACCUUCGAGCCUAUCCCCACCCACAUGAACACGCUGGGCAGCCAGGCCAAUGGCCCCAUGCUCCCGGAUGGCAUGCGAGGUGGGCUCUGGGCAGGUGGCUGCCUGCAGGACGUGGUGAGGAGCCCCAGCCGAGCCCCCAUACAGCAAGGCUCCCCAGGCGACGAGCCACUGGGAGGAAGGUUCCGGAAGCUGAGUGUUGGACAGUAUGACAAUGAAGCCGGGGGCCAGCCGGCCUUCUCCAAGUGUGGAUGGGGAAAGACCACCAGUGCAGAUCAGGCUGCUAGCCUGGCACCUUUCCUGUCUCCAGCAGAUGCCAAAGAGACGGCCAUCGGUGCAUAUCCCUCAGGUCUGGAUGGGAUUGAUGGCAGGAUCUUCUCUCCAAACAAAAAUGGCGGCGGGGGCAUCUCACCCACACCUUCAUUUCCUGUGUCUCCGGAAACGCCAUAUGUGACGACACCCCCACGUUAUCCCUCGUUCAGCCCACCUGGGCCACAGAUGGGCAGUGCCGGUGGUCUGUACAAAGGAGCACAUGAACCUCGAGGCUGCCCUGAGAUCCUCGAUCACUCCGUGGGGAUGUCAGAGGGCCCUGGGGGACCCAAGCCUGCGGCGCUCCGGGCUGACAUGCCCACAGUAGCCUCCUUCCAGCGGUCAUUCGCGUCGUCCUGCACGAUUUCCAGCAACGGCCCCGGGCAGCGAAGGGAGAGCGUUUCCUGUGCCGAGCACCAGUGGGUGGAGACCAGCCCCAAGUCCACACUGACGCUGCUGGGGAGCAGCCGGCCUGCAGGAAGCCUCCUCAGUGACGGCGAGGUCCCGGGCCCUGGCAAGGACGGCCCUGGGCGACCCCUUGGUCCACCUGCCGAGCUCCAGGCCUCUUUUCACAACCAUGAGCUGUCAGUGGCAGAGCUGCCCGAGGCCCUGGGCUCCCCGAGUGGCCAGGCCUUCCUGAACUUCAGCGCGGCCUCCGUGGGAAGCAGCCUUCCGCCUGGGGAUGACCCGGGGGCCAUGCUGGCUCAUUCCCACGGAGUGGCCCAGGUCCCCGGUGCCCCGCGGACAGCAGCUGCUGCCGACAGCAGCUUCCUGCCCCACAGCUUUCUCACGGUGUCGCCUGGACACGGCGGCCACCACAGUCCAGUCCUGCAGGCCCAGGGGCCAAGCCUGCCUGGGCAGCCGCCCCUUCCUGAAAAGAAGCGGGCCUCAGAGGGUGAGCGCUCUUUUGGAUCAGUGUCCCCAUCCUCCAGCGGCUUCUCCAGCCCCCACAGUGGGAGCACCAUGAGCAUUCCUUUCCCAAGCGUGCUCCCAGACUUUUCCAAGGCUUCGGAGGCAGCAGCACCUUCUCCAGAUAACCCAGGUGAAAAGCAAGUGUCUGUGAACUUUGUCCAAGACACAUCCAAGUUCUGGUACAAGGCGGACAUCUCCAGAGAACAAGCCAUCGCCAUGCUGAAGGACAAGGAGCCUGGCUCAUUCAUCGUCAGGGACAGCCACUCCUUCCGUGGAGCCUAUGGCCUGGCCAUGAAGGUGGCCACUCCCCCGCCUUCCGUCUUGCAGCUGAACAAGAAAGCUGGAGAUUUGGCCAAUGAGCUCGUUCGGCAUUUUUUGAUUGAGUGUACCCCAAGGGGAGUGCGGUUGAAGGGGUGCUCAAAUGAACCCUACUUUGGGAGCCUGACGGCUCUGGUGUGUCAGCAUUCCAUCACGCCCUUGGCCUUACCCUGCAAACUGCUCAUUCCAGACAGAGAUCCGUUGGAAGAAAUAGCCGAAAGUUCGCCCCAAACGGCGGCCAACUCAGCGGCUGAGCUGCUGAAGCAGGGGGCAGCCUGCAAUGUGUGGUACCUGAACUCCGUGGAGAUGGAGUCUCUCACAGGCCCCCAGGCUGUGCAGAAGGCCCUGAACCUCACCCUGGUCCAGGAGCCACCACCCCUGUGCACAGUCGUGCACUUCAAGGUGUCAUCCCAGGGCAUCACGCUGACUGACAAUCAGAGGAAGCUCUUCUUCCGGAGGCACUACCCCGUGAGCAGCGUCAUUUUCUGCGCAUUGGACCCACAAGACAGGAACUCUCCUCUUGUUUCCUUCAUUUCAAGGUGGAUCACAGAUGGCCCUUGCUCAAGAAUCUUUGGAUUUGUUGCCCGGAAGCAGGGCAGUGCCACAGACAACAUGUGCCACCUGUUUGCAGAGCACGACCCUGAGCAGCCUGCCAGCGCCAUUGUCAACUUUGUGUCAAAGGUCAUGAUCGGCUCCCCUAAGAAAAUCUGAGCCCUCACAGACCCGAGAUACCAGAGGGUCAGAGGCGGCCUCCUGGGUAGCAGACUGUGACCCUGACAUUCCAAGCCCAGGAGGGAAGGGGGCUCCUCCAGCUUUACCAAAACAAGAACAAACAAGCCCACCAUCCCCUGGCCUUCCCUAAAGGAACCGCUCACCCAUAUGCUUCUGGAGCCAAGUGUUUUCCAGGCCCCUCACUGGACAGGACUGUGCAAGGAAGCGUGGGCUCCCUGUGACCCUGCACGCUAGCAUUAGCAGGAGGGGUGCACCUAGCCCACUCUGCGGUGGUCGUGAGUAGCUGGCUGUGCCUCCGGAGGGGCUCCUGUCCAGCCAACACCCUAGGGAGCCUUCAUGCUCCCACAGUGAAGAUGCUGACCAGUGUGAGCAGGGCACACAUGUGACAGAGGCUCGUGCAGGUCAGGUCCUUCAGGAACACAGGAUGGCCUGAUGGGCGGGAGGACAAGGGAGGUCGCUCGGGAGGGUGACCAGAUGCCAGACAACCCCAGCCUCCCACUCACACCGGGUCUGAGUGGUGAGUGAGAGGAGGAGGCAGAAGGUGGAAGAAAAAAUGUGUAUGUUCUUUGAGUCCAGUUAUUUAUGAUCACUGUAGUUUGCUGUUGUAUCCUGACCUGCUGUCCAGUACUGCACCUGCCAGGCCGGGACUAAGGAGGGGCAUUGGCCCUGUGUUGGAUGCACCCAAGGCAAAAUGUGGGCAUGUUCUGGGCCACCCCUGCCUCACUGCCCUUGGUCCCAUUGGGCCUGGGAGAGAUUGCCCAGACAACCUCUGACCUUUGUGAGCUCUCAUCUCUCUUGUCCACGCCUGUUGGCUCCCACUGGGAUCCUGUAUCUUUCUGGCAUCCUGAGCACAGGGAGGAAGAGGAGAUUUCUCAGAAGUCUCACUUACAGGCUGCUCUUGAGGGCCGCUUUCCUGCAUCACCUAGUGACCUAACCAGGUUUGCUCUGUGCCAAUGUGAAUAUUGCAAGGCUAUGGUCUGGUUGGAGGCUCUGGUUUGCGGGAAGCUGAGGAUCCUGCAUGUCCCCCAUAGUGGGAGAUGAAACUGGGCAAGGCCGUAUCAAAGUCCUGGUCUGCUUCAGAUAACCAGGACGCUCCCAGAUCUCCAUCACCAUGAGCCGCCUCUUCUGCUUGGCUACUAAAAACCAAGCACCAGCUCUUAGAUCACCUGGGAAUCCCCAGUGAUGGUCCCAUGCUGGCAGUUGGAAAUGUGCUCUGUGAAUUCCCUGUUUUAAGUGGGUCACAAGCAGGGUUGGAAUUAGCCAAACUGCAGUGGGCAUUGAACACUUGUGUAAAAGCAGGCGGACAGGUGCCUGGUAGCUCCUAUUGAUGCACCAAACGCAAGUGCCUCAUUUCUGUGCCAAAUGUUUGCCUUGGUCUUCACGGACCUUCUUCCCUGAUGUAUGCUGGCAUGGCUGUUGAAGAGAAUGUGCCGUCAUCUCCCACAGGCCCUGCUGUCUUGGCCUUUGGCAGGGCCGCCUAGCAUUUCAGUUUUCCAUUCACUGUAGGAAUGUGGCCAAGGAGAACUGAGCUUUGUGCUGACCCCAAUACCCAGUUUGAUUCAAAGACUGCAGGCCAGGUCCCUUAUCCUCCUGACAAAGGAAGAGAGGGUAUAUUUAGAAAAAAGAGCAAGAGACAGGCGCAGGAUUGAGAAGCACAAGCUGCCAGCAUUGCAGAGACUUGUCUAGAGCAUUCUUGUGCAAUCCUUGUCUAGAGCAUUCAAGAAGGUACACACUUUUGCUUUUAAACUGGCUGGCCAGCUGUGGCUUUUAGGCCCUGCAGUCAAGGGCAUUGGGAAAUUUGCUCCUCUAAGGAACCAAAGGAAGCCAAUCCUCUGGUUUCUGAUAAGCUGGUACGACAGGUUUCUUCACGUGUUACAUGUUCAUUACAUAGAACAAAAGGAGUCCAGGAACCUAGUGCUCAGAUUGCUGUGAGCACCCCCACCUCUCACCACCAGCGUGGGCCCUGGGGCAUCUGGCCCCCAGGGCACCAGCAGGCCCACAGGUACUUUCAGGGGAGUUAACGAGUGUCAUAGCCAGGGUCCUAUUAAUCCACUAAUUAACCAUAUGCUUAUUCAUCCAGUGUUAGCCUAUAACCAUGUUAAGUCACACUGCAUUUAAGGGUCUCAUGAGUGUCUUUGCAGAAGGACCUCAUCAUGCCUCCUUAUUUGCCUUACCUAUUAGUGGGUAUUUUUACUUUUCUUAUAUUGUAAAGAAUAUAUCCAGUAUGUAAAUGAGUGUUCUAUAAAUCCUUUGUAUAGUCAUUUUCUCUGCUCUUUAAAUAUCAUCUCUAUUCAGAGUAUAAUAAAAUUAUAAACUUGGUAAACCUCA
Molecule: messenger RNA, 7212 nt
Organism: Manis javanica (Malayan pangolin)
Lineage: Eukaryota; Metazoa; Chordata; Mammalia; Pholidota; Manidae
Source: RefSeq, a predicted model, not a curated record